Messenger RNA from Phymastichus coffea, 3823 nucleotides. It is a transcript of the gene vtd, whose product is annotated as double-strand-break repair protein rad21 homolog. Gene Ontology annotation, cellular component: cohesin complex; synaptonemal complex. The transcript is spliced from 9 exons. The record is from RefSeq and is a predicted model, not a curated record. The coding region runs from base 172 to 2460 and encodes 762 amino acids. NCBI's taxonomy places the organism in Eukaryota, Metazoa, Arthropoda, Insecta, Hymenoptera, Eulophidae. Gene Ontology annotation, molecular function: chromatin binding; protein binding. Gene Ontology annotation, biological process: mitotic sister chromatid cohesion; replication-born double-strand break repair via sister chromatid exchange; synaptonemal complex assembly.
CCUGCAACUGUGCGGCGUAUGUCGACUUCGUCGUUAUAUUCCGAAAUACCGUCUACAGAGUGAAAUUACAUUGCACCUCUGUGAAAACAUGCGAUUGACCAGUACUGCCGGGUAAACAGAUAUCGAAUUAGUAAGUUUGAAGGUGAAAUUUGAACAGCCAAAGAGUUCAACAUGUUCUAUGCACACUUUGUUUUGGCCAAAAAGGGCCCUUUGGCCCGUAUUUGGUUGGCAGCUCACUGGGACAAAAAGUUAACUAAAGCUCAUGUUUUUGAAACCAACAUUGAAAAAUCUGUAGAUGGUAUUUUACAGCCAAAGGUGAAAAUGGCUCUGAGAACAUCUGGUCACUUGUUGCUGGGAGUUGUACGUAUCUACUCUCGCAAGGCAAAAUAUUUGUUAGCAGAUUGUAAUGAAGCAUUUGUCAAAAUCAAAAUGGCCUUUAGGCCAGGAAUGGUUGAUCUACCUGAAGAACACAGAGAAGCAGAAGUGAAUGCAAUUACAUUGCCUGAAGUAUUUCAUGAUUUUGAUUCAGCUAUGCCGGAAUUAAAAGAUGUAGAUAUUGAAGCACAAUUUAGUUUGAAUCAAUCAAGAGCUGAAGAAAUCACUAUGAGGGAAGAUUACGGUAGUUUAUCGUUAGUAACACAUGAUCAAGGUUUUGGUGAUAUGAGUUUUGAUGUAGAACCUCCAGAAUUACUUCGACAUGCUUCCAAUAUUGAUGCCCCUUUGGAUCAAAGGCAUAUGUUGUUUACUGAUGAUGGUGCUGGCAUUGAAGCUGCUUUGGAGCAAGAAAAAGAGGCUGUUGCUGGAACAUCUUCAGGAGCUCAACCCAUGGAUAUUGAUACUCCAAUCAGAGAUGAUGGCUUUGGUGGUCACUUAGGACAAGAUAUGAUCUCUGGUGGACUCUUUGAAGGCGGUCUCUUUGACGAAACACCAAUGGGUGAUGUACCUGUCCCAGAUGUAAGCUCAAUGGGUGAUCAGCAAGAUCCCAACGCAGCCGCUGUGGCAACUGCACCCGAUGAUUCGGACGAAGACAUGGGCGAUCACUUUGGUGGGCCAGCUUCGCCAAUGGGUGGCAUGAGUAGCGAUGGCUCGAGGCCCGCAUCUCCUGCUGGUGGUCUUGAUGCAGGGGGUGGACGAAUGAGUGUCGCAAGUCGACGUUUUGCCACUCCAGCACCACCAGCCAUAGCGGAUGAUCACAUGAUGGAUUGUCACGACGAGCAAAAUAUUCCUCAAGAUCAGUCGAGUUUGACACACGACGAAGAAGAGAGUUUCGCUUUGGCGCCGGUUGACGCAUCAGCUCUAAAAGGAUUCACCAAGGCCAAGCGAAAGAGAAAACUCAUUGUUGAUGAGGUGAAGAAUAUUUCCGGAGAGGAAAUGAAGGCACAAUUGUCAGACACGAGCGAUAUUGUAACGACACUAGAUCUUGCACCACCUACCAAAAGGUUGAUGCACUGGAAGGAAACCGGAGGAGUAGAAAAGCUGUUUGCUUUACCUGCCAGGCCCAUUCCUGCAAGAAUUUUGUUCAAGAACUACCAACGACAUUUGACCAGCAAGACCUAUGAUCACGACGACUUCGGAAGAUUAGGUGGCGGGGAGGAUGAUAUGCCUCUUGAGCAAAUGAGGGACGAACACAGGGAAGCUGAAGCUGUAUUUGAACAGAGUGGUAUUCAAACGAGGCGAUCUACGCGCAAACGCAAGGCACCUGCCGAUGAAGAGCCAUCAUCGCCGUUGCAACCAGAUAUAACACAUACGUCGGCUAUAUCAGAACCAGUGGACCAAAGCGUAAACGCGCAACUUCCUCCAGUGGUAUCACCGGUUCAGGUGCCAGUCCAGGAACCGGUGGUUCCCGACAUUAGUAGCAUCAUGUCCGGUGUCGAUCAGUCGACAAUGAUGAAUGCUGGCGCUGCACCUGUAGAGAAUCCACUUCUCAGUAUGGAAAUGCCACAGAUACCAGCCAACGAAGUCAGCUCGUUACUUGGGACAGAUCACCACGAACCUCUGCCACCUACCGAUGGUAUGCCGCAGAUGGAAAACAUGGGAUAUGAUCAGAAUGCACCUCCUUAUAUCGGAUACGAUGAUCAGCAUCCACAAGCUCACACACCUGGUGGAAUUUCGGACAGAGGAGGACCACAUACACCGUGGAAUCAAGAAGAUUACGAAUUUCCACCUUCUGUCGGACCGCAAGAGGAACAACAAGUAGAUGAAACUUAUGAACAAUUUGAAGAGCGUGUACUGAACAAACGUGCAGCGCACAUGUAUCAUGCUAUUAAGAGUAAAUUUGAUAACAGGGAUACUUUGACUCUUUCUGAAAUGACGCACAAAAACAGUCGCAAACAGGCGGCUCAGAAAUUUUACACACUGCUAGUUUUAAAGAAAUUUCAAGUGCUGGAAAUCAAUCAAGAAUAUUCCUACGCUGAUAUAUUCGUUACCAAAGGUCCAAAGUUCGAAAAUCCAGCGCUUUAAAUUCAUUAUUCUUUAAUUUUAGUUUGCAAAUUUUUAACUUAAAAUACAGUAGGUAUAUAUUGGCAUAACUUUCCUAAUUUUUCAUUUUUACAAACGAACGCCUAUCGUAUAAUUGACGAGAUCGCGAGUAUUUAUUUCUUAUUGAUAAAAAAACUCGGUAAAUAUAAAUAUAUAAUAAAGAUAUGAAAGACUAAGAAAAAUAUAUUUCUACACAAGCUUUGUUAGAUGCUAAUAAUACUAAAGUAAUCGUUUUGGGUUUUAUGUCCAAUCACGUAAGGCAGAGAUAUUUAUAUAUUAGAUUUUUCAACGUGCGUUAAUGUAAAAACAAUGAUUUUUUUUCACCGUUAGUCAAUUAAAAUAGUUUUGUUUUCCUUUAUUUUAUUGCAAAUUGAGUUUCAAUAUGAAGUAGUAUUUUACUCCAUUAUAGAUGAAAUAGGAAGAUUGAAACUCAUUUACAAUGAAUUCGACACGUAUCAUAAUUUUAUUAUUGAAACUCGUGAUGAAAUAAAGUAUUUAAAAGGGAAAUACAGUGUAAGUGUACGGCAUAUUUAAUAAAUAGAAUUUUAUUUCGCAAACUGAAUCAAAAACCGUAAAUAUUGCUAAAUUUUAAGAAAUUCUUGCUUUUAAACGUCAUACCUACUUUUGUAUUGAAUAAAGUUGAAAAACUUUAUCUUGCAUUUUUUAACUUAACAAAAAACAUGCUAUUUACGUGAUUAGCAGUGAUUCUUAAAAUGGCAAGAAUAUGUAAGGCCAUUUCAUUUUAUAUAGAAAAUACAACUUCAUUUAAAUUGGAUUUCAGUUUUCCCGUAGAUUCAAUAUCAAUAUUGUGCAAAGAAAAUUAUUAUACUUACUAAGUGACAAUUAAAUUCUCAUUUUCGUAUUAUAACGAGAGUUCAUUCAACAUUUUUAAUUAUUUUUAUAGUAUGUGUACUUUUAAUAAAAAUUUUCUAAUGAAAAUGCAGGUUGCAAGAAAGCGAAAUUAUCUGUAUUGCGUAUUAUUAAAAGUGCGACUUUGAGUGACAAAUGUUACGUUCUAAGAAUUAUAGUUUAAUUGUACGAUCUAUGCUCUUGUUAUAGAUUGAAUUCGAUAAAAAAGCGAAUGAUGUAAAAUAUUUUGUUAAAAUGCGGAAAUAGUGUUUGCCUCGCAAACUUGCGCGAUUUUUAAAUUGUGACUAUGUCGGUGGAAUGGUAUGAAUAUAUUGUCUAGAACUAUAUUGCGAUGGGAUCAUACGACAAUGCUUCGAUUUUUUUACAAUUCUGAUUUGUAGAUUCGAAGUUUCGUUAUGUUAUGCAAAUCCCGUAAAAAAAUUGAACUAUAAGUAUACUGUUUGUAGAUAAGAAUAUACUAACUAAAUAAAGUAAU